Aspergillus steynii IBT 23096 is the source of this 1890-nucleotide messenger RNA. RefSeq lists its product as uncharacterized. The transcript has a single exon. Lineage: Eukaryota; Fungi; Ascomycota; Eurotiomycetes; Eurotiales; Aspergillaceae. The record is from RefSeq and is a predicted model, not a curated record. Bases 299 to 1630 code for a protein of 443 amino acids.
CAUGGAUUCCCCCGGGCUUCGUUGUCUCGUCUUUGAUUUCCUCUGAAACCCUUCCGUCCGUGGCUGGUGCGGGCUCUGCGACCUGCUUUGUUCCGCUUCCUUUGACGCCGUGUUUUGUGUGACGUUUCUCCCUUGCGGUGAUCUCCGGUCCGCUACUGUCUUCCUUUCCCCUCCCUCCUCCCGGAACCUGCCACAAGAAUGAGGACCUUCUUAUAGUUCGUGUGAGAAACAGAAGGAACAUAGAUCUUGACCGAAACUUCUGGCUAUAUACCCGGCUUUUCCUCAGCACCUAUUCCCUAUGGCUGCCUCCGCUAUUCCCUCCGGCGGGUUGAUCGACCCAAACAAGCAGGCCGAAUACCCCAUAAUCCUGGGCGAUAAACUGGCAGGGAAAAAAGAUGCCUCGCGUUCCAAAUUCGUCCAUAUACAGUACAAUCACAAGUCGAAAUCUACGAACCCGCUCCAGCGAUCCGUCAUCAAGCCCUCUCGAGUCAAAGACCAAUAUAACCUGACGAUCACCGACAGAGUACAGAACUCCGAGAAUGUGUUGAAUUCUUCAUAUAAAGGCAGUGUGGACCCUGAACAUGCCGUUUCCGGACCGGAGGAGCACAACUUGAUCUUGGUGUUCGAUGCUGAACGGAAAGCAUUCGUCUUGGAGCCGGUCGCAACGCAGCUUAACUUCAACCUGCGCUCGGGUCCUGCCAAGACAAGUAAACAGGCGCUUGAGCUGCGUCAGUUGCGGACACUGCAGGAAGACGACCAUGGCUCGGGGGACGACACGAGCGGGGUUGAUGAUGGGCCGGCGGACGAAAGCAACCCAUAUGAUUUUCGCCACUUUCUCCCCAAAGACAAUGCGGAUGAGGAUAACAAGUCGGUCUCAGACAAUGCGACCCCCGAACCCUAUUCCGCACCGAGCAAAGGCAAUACUCCUUUGCUGAUGCCGACAGCCAAGAAGCCUACUGCGAGCCCCAACCUUAAGCCCUCGCCAAAUCCGAAGCCUCUCCCCAAGCCGCAAACGAAUCCUCUACGGCAGACCAAGCGCCCGACCGCGGCGGCGAAACCAGAUACCGCGGCAAAACCCAAUCCAAAGCCCAAGCCUCGUGUACCGGAGAAGGCGAAGCAGCAGGACGGGCCUGAGGUGGAAGCGCCAAAGUCAUCCACACCUCCAGAUUUUGGAACGGGUGCGAUAUCGGCACAUAAAGCAGUCCCGUCACCGGGAUCUAAUAUCAUCGUCGAUGGAAACCUGAUCAUCGACAUGGGGUCGCCGCCCCCUUCGCGUCCCCGCUUCAACAUCAACCCCGCGCACUUCUCGUCCAACAAUACUCCGGGAAUGAAUGUCGCGGAUGAUGACGAAGAUGACGACGAAGAGAUCGAGGAUCUGAGGCUCCCAUCUCCCGCCGGACAUGAGGGGCGACCCGCAGCGCCUGAAAGGCUGCAGCCCGUGUCGCAUGCUCCGGUGACCGAGGAAGAAGUUGAAGACGAUGACGCCUUGGCCGCAGAGAUGGAGGCAGCCUUUGAGGAAAGUGCGCGAGAAGAAGAAGAGGCUCGCAGUCAAGCUUCUCAGCAAGGGACAUUGUCGCAUCAGUACCACGUUCCUAGCGACGACGAGAGUGAAGUGAGCGAGGAAGAAUAGACCCCCGGGUUCAUUCUUUUUGUCGCCCGAUAUUUCUAACCUGUUUUUGGUUUUCGCUUUGAUCUUUUAUUUUUGAUCUACUGUAUCAAGCCUAUAUAUAAGCCCGGAGUUUGGAGCAAAGCGAUGGACGCAAUAGAGCUGGUCCUAUGAUAUUUUGGAAACCAAUGAUACCACCUGUGCAUCCAUGCCUUACCUGUACACAGAAUUGACAUUACCAUUUUACCUGAAUAGCUGCACUGAAUGAAUGACUUGAAGUAUGC